Molecule: messenger RNA, 1957 nt
Organism: Heterocephalus glaber (naked mole-rat)
Lineage: Eukaryota; Metazoa; Chordata; Mammalia; Rodentia; Bathyergidae
Source: RefSeq, a predicted model, not a curated record
CCUGGUUUUCAGCAGUCUUUGGAUUUCACCAUGAUUCCUUCUCGGUUGCUGGUUUCUGCAGCAUUUUCAGUUUUCUGUGUCAUAAAAGUCAGCUCCCUGGAUACUUUUAUAGCAGCUGUUUAUGAGCAUGCAGUGAUACUGCCUAAUGCUACCCUAACACCGGUGUCUCCUGAAGAGGCGUUGACAUUGAUGAAUCGGAACCUGGAUCUUCUGGAAGGAGCAAUCGAAUCAGCAGCCAAACAGGGUGCAUAUAUUAUUGUGACUCCAGAAGAUGGUAUUUAUGGCAUCAAUUUUACCAGGGAAUUGAUCUAUCCAUACUUGGAGGACAUCCCAGACCCUCAAGUGAAUUGGAUCCCCUGUGAUAAUCCUAACAGAUUUGGCCACACCCCGGUGCAAGAAAGGCUCAGCUGCCUGGCCAAGGACAAUGCUAUCUAUGUGGUGGCAAAUAUAGGGGACAAGAAGCCGUGCAAUGCCAGUGACCCCCAGUGUCCUCCCGACGGCCGUUACCAGUACAACACCAACGUGGUGUUCGAUUCUCAGGGAAAGCUGGUGGCCCGCUACCAUAAGCAAAACCUUUUCAUGGGUGAAGAACAGUUCGAUACACCCAGGGAGGUUGAGAUGGUGACUUUCGACACCGCCUUUGGAAAGUUUGGCGUUUUCACGUGCUUUGAUGUUCUCUUCCAUGAUCCUGCUGUCGCGCUGGUGAAAGAUUUCCACGUGAACACCAUACUGUUCCCCACAGCUUGGAUGAAUGUUCUGCCACAUUUGUCAGCCAUUGAAUUCCAUUCGGCCUGGGCUAUGGGCAUGGGGGUCAAUUUCGUUGCCUCCAAUUUACAUAACCCUUUGAGGAGAAUGACAGGAAGUGGCAUCUAUGCACCAGAUUUUCCAAGAACAUUUCAUUACGAUAUGAAGACCCAGGAGGGAAAACUCCUCCUGUCCCAGCUGGAUUCCCAUCCAUACCGCCCCACAGUGAAUUGGACUUCUUAUGCCAGCAGUAUAGAAGCUCUCUGGGCAGGAAACCAGGAAUUUAAAGGAACUGUCUUUUUUGACGAAUACAUCUUUGUGGAGCUCAAAGGAAUCACAGGAAAUUACACAGUUUGCCAGAAAGAUCUUUGCUGUCAUCUAAGUUACCAGAUGUCUGAGAAGAGGUCAGAUGAAGUUUAUGCCUUAGGAGCAUUUGAUGGGCUGCAUACUGCUGAAGGACGCUAUCAUCUACAGAUUUGCACUGUGCUGAAGUGUAAAACCCCUGAUGUACAGAGCUGUGGUGGCUCAGUUGACACAGCUGCUACCAGGUUCGAGAUGUUCUCCCUCAGUGGCACUUUUGGGACCCAGUAUGUCUUUCCCGAGGUUUUGCUGAGUGAAGUUCAGCUCGCACCCAGAGAAUUUCAGGUGACGAGUGAUGGGCGCUUGCUGAGCCUGCAGCCAACAUCCAGACCUGUCUUGACAGUCACCCUGUUUGGGAGGUUGUAUGACAAGGACGGGGUGUCAAAUGCCUCACCCAACCUCGCAGCCCACUCGCUAAGAGUACUGUUAAUACUGAUAAUACCCGUUGUAUAUUUGUUAUGUUGUUCUGCUUAAGAUUUCCAGUGACUGUUUCCUCUGUUAAUUAUUUACCUGAACAAUACGUUUCAAUCCUCUUAUGGGCCGAGCAGUGUCCCUCGGAUUAGUUAGUUGAAGGCCUUAACUCCGAGUACCUCUGAAUGUGACUGAUUUGCAGAGUAUUCGAAGGGAUAAAAUGAGGUCACAAGGGUGAUCCUAAGUCAGUGUGACUUAUGUCCUCAUGAGAAGAGGGCAUUCGGACACCAUGUACAGAAUGGAGACUGCAUAAUCCUACAGAGGAGACUGCUGGCUACAAGCCAAGGAGAGACGUCUUUGAAGAAUCCAAACCUGGCAACCUGUGGAUCUGAACUUCUAGCCCCCAGAAUCACAAGACAAUAAAUUUCUGUUGUCCAAGUUA